ACUCAUCCUGCCGACUGCCGCGUGCUCUUCAAUGAGUCGAAGAAAUCUCGCGAUCCCGCCAUCAGUGAACCCGAUCCUUCGGGGAGUCAAAAGAAUCACAUCUGGGCGGCGAUAGCUGAAGUUAUCUUCGAGAAGGAUGAGGAGUACAAGGAUGCGUAUGCUGAGGACAAACACAAAUUUACAGUGGCAGUUUCUAAUCGUAUUACGCAUCUCAGGAAUAAAUAUAAAAAACAACAUGCUCGCUUCCAUCAGACCGGUGCUGGCAUCAAUCCACUUGAUGCUGCUGGUGCACAAAAUCUUCGAGAGCAGGUACUAAUCGACUUCCCAUGGUUUGACAUACUCGAUAAACUUUGGAAGAGCAAUCCGGUGUUUGCGCUGAAGACAAUUUCAUCUGUGCCGGGUGUUGAUCACGCUGCUAAUAUGGCUGCCCUUACCCAAGGGAAGGGCAAGCAGAUGGUCGCUCAGGCCCCUUCUCCUGAUCCCGACAACAUCGUUGGGGACACCGAGAGUGACAUCAUCGAUGACAUCUUGGACGAGCCUCUGCUUGCCCAAGGGAAGAGUAAGGAGAAAGCUCUCCCCCCUCCCUGUCCUGAUGAGCCCAUGGAUGAGGACCUUAACCCCAAUGACGACCAUACCUUCAUCACCCAACCCGAACCUCCACUCCCCUCUACCCCUCUCAACGAUGCCGAUGAUGAUGGGGAGCCCCGAGACAACAAUUUCGGGCCAUCGAAUCAGGAGGACGAGGACACUGUCCAACAACGUCCGUCCAACAAGCGCCCUUGCCCAUCCUCACCACCCCCUACACAUGCUCUUCAUACCCCUAACAACCACUCCCGUGGAAAAUUCCAAACUCAUGUAGAUCGUGUUACUAAUCGUGGUGCCAUCCGCUCGCCCAAGUCAUCACCCUCUCAGAUGUCGUCGUCAUCAUCUGCAACAUCAUCGCGCAUACGUGCCACACCAACAGGAAUAUCAGGAUCGCAAACAUCAUCCACUCGCAAAGCAGCCCCCUCCCAAAAAUCCUCCCUCUCAAAGUGCGUCGAUUCUGAGAUGCAGGAUGUCCAGGGUCAAGUCGAAUCACUCACUACCGGGAUGAGUUACAUAUAUACUGUGAAGGCGGCUGCCUCUGAAUACAAGCUCGCGAAAGUCAACGCUCACCGACACCAACGUGACAUCGAGUUUCAACGUGAGCAGGCCGAUAAGGAAUGCAGUGACGCCGCCAUUGUGCACCAGCGUGCGCAAGAAGCGAAGGCCUUGGAACUUCAAGUUCUCGAGGCCCAGGCUAGGGUUCAGGCGGAGAAAAGGGCUGCUUUGCAGCUCGAGAUCAAACUUCUCAAGUUGAGAGGGGGCGCAUCCUGA
Suillus plorans is the source of this 1356-nucleotide messenger RNA. RefSeq lists its product as uncharacterized. The transcript is spliced from 3 exons. The annotation marks the transcript as partial. NCBI's taxonomy places the organism in Eukaryota, Fungi, Basidiomycota, Agaricomycetes, Boletales, Suillaceae. The record is from RefSeq and is a predicted model, not a curated record.